AUGUUCGACUUAAAGCGUCUUUUCAUUUCUGCCGCUCUUUUCCUCGGCCUCAGCAUGCUGCUGUUCUCCAGUGGCGCUGAGGCUACCAAGGGUCCCAAGAUCACCCACAAGGUGUACUUCGACAUCCAGCAUGGCGAGGAGAACCUCGGCCGUAUUGUCAUGGGUCUCUAUGGCAAGACUGUCCCUGAAACUACUGAAAACUUCCGUGCUCUUGCUACAGGGGAGAAGGGCUUCGGCUAUGAAGGCUCUACCUUUCACCGUGUGAUCAAGGACUUCAUGAUCCAGGGUGGUGACUUCACCCGUGGUGACGGCACCGGUGGCAAGUCCAUCUAUGGCGACAAGUUCAAGGACGAGAACUUCAAGCUUAAGCACACCAAGAAGGGUCUCUUGUCCAUGGCCAACGCCGGCAAGGACACCAACGGCUCCCAGUUCUUCAUCACCACCGUCGUUACCUCUUGGCUCGAUGGACGCCAUGUUGUCUUCGGAGAGGUCCUCGAGGGUUACGAGAUCGUCGACAAGAUCCAGAACGUCGAGAAGCUUCCCGGCGACAAGCCCAAGGAGACUGUCAAGAUCGCCAAGAGUGGCGAGCUCGAGGUCCCUCCCGAAGGUAUUCAUGUUGAGCUUUAA
Molecule: messenger RNA, 627 nt
Organism: [Torrubiella] hemipterigena
Lineage: Eukaryota; Fungi; Ascomycota; Sordariomycetes; Hypocreales; Clavicipitaceae
Source: the annotation of a GenBank genome assembly